Messenger RNA from Sorghum bicolor (sorghum), 1272 nucleotides. Its product is annotated as thioredoxin reductase NTRB. Gene Ontology annotation, biological process: removal of superoxide radicals. The record is from RefSeq and is a predicted model, not a curated record. Lineage: Eukaryota; Viridiplantae; Streptophyta; Magnoliopsida; Poales; Poaceae. The transcript has 2 exons. Gene Ontology annotation, cellular component: cytoplasm. The coding region runs from base 17 to 1012 and encodes 331 amino acids. Gene Ontology annotation, molecular function: thioredoxin-disulfide reductase (NADPH) activity.
AAAGUAAGCAGCAGCCAUGGAGGGAUCCGCCGCUGCAGCGCCGCUCCGCACGCGCGUGUGCAUCAUCGGGAGCGGCCCGGCGGCGCACACGGCGGCCAUCUACGCGGCCAGGGCAGACCUCAAGCCCGUGCUGUUCGAGGGCUGGAUGGCCAACGGCGUCGCGGCGGGCGGGCAGCUCACCACCACCACCGCCGUCGAGAACUUCCCGGGCUUCCCGGGGGCCAUCAUGGGCGGCGACCUCAUGAAGCGCUGCCGCGACCAGUCCCUGCGCUUCGGCACCAAGAUCGUCGCCGAGACCGUCGCCGCCGUCGACUUCUCAGCCCGCCCCUUCCGCGUCGUCUCUGACAAGGCCACGACCGUCCUCCUCGCCGACGCCGUGAUCGUCGCCACGGGCGCCGUCGCGCGCCGCCUCAGCUUCCCCGGGUCCGACGCGUACUGGAACCACGGCAUCUCCGCCUGCGCCGUCUGCGACGGCCCGGCCCCGAUCUUCCGUGACAGGCCCCUCGCCGUCGUGGGCGGCGGCGACUCCGCCAUGGAGGAGUCCAGCUUCCUCACCAAGUACGGCUCCCGCGUCUACAUCGUCCACCGCCGGAGCACCUUCCGGGCUUCCAAGAUCAUGCAGGACAGGGUGCUCAGGAACCCCAAGAUCCAGGUCGUCUGGAACUCGGUGGUUGUCGAGGCCUUUGGCGGCGCAGACGGCGACGGCGACGGCGGCCGGCGGCUGGCUGGCGUCAAGGUCAAGAACCUGGUGAGUGGUGAGGUGAAGGAUCUUCAGGUGGCUGGUCUCUUCUUCGCCGUCGGGCACACGCCGGCGACGGAGUUCCUGGGUGGGCAGCUCGAGCUGGACUCACCGUCUGGAUACGUGGUCACCAAGCCGGGCUCCACCCACACCAGUGUGAAGGGGGUCUUCGCUGCCGGCGACGUGCAGGACAAGAAGUAUCGCCAGGCCAUUACUGCCGCUGGAUCAGUUACUUGUGGAUGUUGCAGGGUGCAUGGCCGCUUUGGAUGUUGAGCAUUAUCUGCAGGAGGUCGGUGCACAGGAGGGGCAAAUCUGAGUGUCUGAUUGACUAGUUCAGUUGACGGUGCUGAAAUAAUAAGUUGCAGUCUUAUGAGCGGUAUGCCGUUGACUGUCAUGAUUGAAAAUAAAACCUGAAUAACCACACUGCUUAGUAGCACACUAUUCUUCUCAUUAUGGUCGUCUAAACUCUAAACUUAUAGUGAUGUACUGGGAACCAGUUCGUGUUUACCGGCUAUGAACGUAUCAUUUAGAUA